CCGCGCAGGCGCAGUGGGGGGCGGACUCGCCAUGCCGACUGUCAGCGUGAAGCGCGAUGUGCUCUUCAAAGAGCUAGGCCGGACCUACACUGACGAAGAAUUUGACGAACUGUGUUUUGAAUUUGGUCUGGAACUUGAUGAAAUUACUUCAGAAAAGGAAAUUAUAAGCAAGGAGCAAGGCAAUGAGAAGGCCAAGGGUGCCUCUGAUGUUGUUCUCUACAAGAUCGAUGUCCCUGCCAACCGAUAUGACCUCCUCUGCUUGGAAGGAUUGGUUCGAGGGCUUCAAGUCUUCAAAGAGAGGAUAAAGCCUCCAGUAUUUAAACGGGUAUCGCCUAAAGGAGAAAUCCAGAAAUUGUUCGUCACAGAAGAGACGGCCAAGAUCCGCCCUUACGCCGUGGCCGCGGUCCUCCGGAACAUCAAGUUCACGAAAGAUCGCUAUGACAGCUUCAUCGAGCUUCAAGAGAAGUUACAUCAGAACAUCUGCAGGAAAAGAACGUUGGUUGCUAUCGGUACUCAUGAUUUGGACACGGUGUCCGGCCCCUUCACUUACACGGCAAAGCGGCCUUCGGAGAUUAAAUUCAAACCCCUGAAUAAGAGCAAGGAGCACACGGCCUGUGAGCUGAUGAGCAUGUACAAGACUGACAACCACCUUAAGCAUUAUUUGCAUAUCAUUGAAAAAAAGCCCUUGUACCCCGUUAUCUACGACAGCAAUGGUGUUGUGCUUUCAAUGCCUCCAAUUAUCAAUGGGAGCCACUCCAAAAUCACACUGAAUACAAAGAAUGUGUUUGUGGAAUGCACAGGAACCGACUUUACCAAGACAAAAAUAGUGCUUGAUAUUAUUGUCGCCAUGUUCAGCGAAUACUGUGAGAACCCAUUUACGGUCGAAGCAGCUGAGGUCGUUUUUCCUAAUGGCAAGUCAAACACCUUCCCUGAACUGGCUUACCGAAAGGAAGUGGUGAGAGCUGAUCUAAUUAACAAAAAAGUUGGAAUCAGAGAAUCUCCAGAAAAUAUUGCCAAGCUUCUGACCAGAAUGUACUUAAAAUCAGAAGUCAUAGGUGAUGGGAAUCAGAUCGAGAUCGAAAUCCCUCCUACCAGAUCCGACAUCAUGCAUGCCUGCGAUAUUGUAGAGGACGCAGCUAUUGCUUAUGGAUAUAACAACAUUCAGAUGAGUCUCCCGAAAACGUACACCAUAGCUAAUCAAUUUCCUCUUAACAAGCUCACAGAACUCCUGAGAUGCGACAUGGCAGCCGCUGGCUUUACCGAAGCCCUGACCUUUGCCCUGUGCUCCAAGGAGGAUAUUGCCGACAAACUUGGUGUGGACAUCUCUGCAACAAAGGCAGUGCUCAUAAGUAAUCCUAAGACAGCCGAAUUUCAGGUGGCGCGCACCACCCUUCUUCCUGGCCUCCUGAAGACCAUAGCAUCCAAUCGGAAGAUGCCCCUUCCUCUGAAGCUAUUUGAAAUCUCUGACAUUGUAGUAAAAGAUUCUGGGAAAGAUGUCGGCGCGAGGAACUACAGGCAUCUCUGUGCUGUGUAUUACAACAAGAAUCCCGGGUUUGAGAUCAUCCACGGACUGCUGGACAGGAUCAUGCAGCUGCUGGCGGUGCCCCCCGGCGAGAAGAAGGGGGGCUAUGUCAUCAAGGCCUCCCAAGGCUCCGCCUUCUUCCCUGGGCGCUGUGCCGAGAUCUUCGUCAGGGGCCAGAGCAUCGGGAAGCUGGGAGUUCUGCAUCCCGACGUCAUCACCAAGUUUGAGCUCACCAUGCCCUGCUCCUCCUUGGAAAUCAACAUCGAGCCCUUCCUGUGAGGCAGGGUCGUGGCCGUCUCUGUUAAGUGUCCCUGUCGUGGUUCGUGGUCGUGCCCGGGAGCAUCGUCUGUGCUUUAGUGUGGA
This is a messenger RNA of Sorex fumeus (smoky shrew), 1885 nucleotides long. It is a transcript of the gene FARSB, whose product is annotated as phenylalanyl-tRNA synthetase subunit beta. Gene Ontology annotation, cellular component: cytoplasm; phenylalanine-tRNA ligase complex. The record is from RefSeq and is a predicted model, not a curated record. Gene Ontology annotation, biological process: phenylalanyl-tRNA aminoacylation. The coding region runs from base 32 to 1801 and encodes 589 amino acids. Lineage: Eukaryota; Metazoa; Chordata; Mammalia; Eulipotyphla; Soricidae. Gene Ontology annotation, molecular function: magnesium ion binding; ATP binding; phenylalanine-tRNA ligase activity. The transcript is spliced from 17 exons.